AUGACUUAUAAGCUCUACAACUAUGACCCAUCAUCUAGCGCAGCUGUCGCGUUUGCAGUUAUUUUUGGGCUUUCAGCGGCAUAUCACAUUUGGCAGGUGAUUCGAAAGCGAAGCUGGUUUUUUAUCCCAUUUGUCAUUGGUGUGAUUUUCGAGACCGUUGGCUAUGCAGCGAGAUACUACAGUGCAAAACAGACCCCCGACUGGACAACUAUGCCCUACGUGCUCCAAGAGCUUUUUCUUCUCCUGGCCCCCUCUUUCUUCGCCGCGUCAAUCUAUAUGAUCCUUGGACGAGUGAUCCGCCUCUUGAACGGCGAAUCAAACUCCCUCAUACGGCCAUCAUGGCUGACAAAGAUAUUUGUGACGGGCGAUGUCUUGUCAUUCCUUAUGCAAAGUAGCGGAGGUGGCAUGCUCGCUACAGCCAAAACCACAUCCAGUGUGAGCCUAGGCGAGAAUAUCAUCGUCGCGGGCCUUUUCGUCCAGGUCAUUUCCUUUGGAGUUUUCAUCCUUGUCUCGAUCAUCUUUCAUCGCCGCAUGCUCAUGACUCCAAUGCACCUACUGGUGAAGACACGAAUUCCUUGGACACAGUAUAUGAGGGUCUUGUAUUCUGGUAGUGCACUGAUCUUAGUUCGAUCAAUUUAUCGCGUGGCUGAAUACAUUCAAGGGAACUCCGGGUACCUGCAGAGCAAAGAGGUUUAUGUGUAUGUCUUUGAUACAACGUUGAUGGUGAUUUGUUGUCUUUUGUUCAACUACUUUCAUCCGAGCGAUAUCCUCUCAAAGUCCCACGACAUUGAGGAGAGGGAGGAUUUGGAGAUGAUGAAUCAAGCGGGAUACAGGAAUUAUGGGGAAUGA
Molecule: messenger RNA, 849 nt
Organism: Penicillium longicatenatum
Lineage: Eukaryota; Fungi; Ascomycota; Eurotiomycetes; Eurotiales; Aspergillaceae
Product: RTA1 domain-containing protein
Exons: 3
Coding region: 1-849 (282 amino acids)
Cellular component (GO): membrane
Source: RefSeq, a predicted model, not a curated record